Molecule: messenger RNA, 4368 nt
Organism: Zymoseptoria tritici IPO323
Lineage: Eukaryota; Fungi; Ascomycota; Dothideomycetes; Mycosphaerellales; Mycosphaerellaceae
Exons: 5
Coding region: 1-4368 (1455 amino acids)
Source: RefSeq, a predicted model, not a curated record
AUGCUGCAUUCUCCUCUCAUGAAUGGCUCGCCACAGCACUGCGACGAGGAACAACCCUCGACCUCUGUGUCACCUCGCAACUCCCGCUAUGCUGCGACGGCGUCGAAUGAUCCUGCAUCUCUCCCUGCUGGUGAAGCUCAAUCUGACCGGGACGUUUCGCCGCACUAUCUCUACUCCUCGUCCUUGAAUCGACCUUCCUCACCUUCUCCUUCUACCUCUUCUGUCCGCCGAACGUCUUGCUCACAGCCUCCGGAAAUGGCCAUCAGACUUGCAUAUCAUCUGGAGCCGGAGUGGAGUCGGCCGUAUGGCAAGAUUGAUGUCAGCCAGACGUCAGCAGAGCCAGAGCUUCCCACUGUGCUCUCGUUACCACCACAGGAAUCACCUGAAAGAUCUCACAUUCCGGCGGCACCGUCAAUAUUUGAUGAGGACCGCCAGACGGUGACUCCAUUGCAUGAGAUCAGCCGUCUAUUACGCCAACAGAAGUACCACAAGUCGCGGAGCCGUUACGCCGAGGAGAGACUUCGCCAUUUACAGAUCGCAGCUGCCAGAACAAAUCGGCUGACGUGUGCUUCUCGGUCCGUGCAGCACACUCUUGCCGAAUGCGUCAAGACCGAGGACAAGAACAGCUUCGUGAAUCUGCUGCACGCUUUCCAUGAUGCCACCGAUGUUAUCUUGCAAGCUCCCGUACCUUCCACGGGACCGGAACACGCCAAGUCAUCACAUGGAUCAUUCCUAGAGGAUCUUACACCUUCAUCAAGAACCACCAUAUUUGAUCUUAUGAGCAAAGUCCGGCAUGAUGGACCUUUCUUGGCUGACCAACUAGGAAAUCUUUCCCAGAAAGAACUCGUCGCUCUUCUGCCAGAAUGGUCAAGUCCGAGGCCUAAUGACUCCAUCUUUGCCUCUUCACUACGGAACAGCUCUCGCGCCUCGCGUCCGCUCGGAUUUGUCGUUGAUGCGCAAGUGGACCUACUUUCUUCUUACUCUUACUGCAGUCCAUUGGAAACCCUCAUCUUUGAGACGCAGAGCCUAUCGAGCUUCGGAUUGGCUUCAGAAACUCGAGCCACGGAUGUGUGGUCCACGGUCUGUUCUCGUCUGAUUUCUUUGCAGAAGCCAGGAAGUGAGAGACUUGUCCCAGCCGUAUUGGAUAUAUGGGCAUCCUCCGUGCCAUGGCCCGGCAAGGACCGUCUGGAGAUUUGGAUCUUGGAGACACUCAACCGUGGAUCAUUCCUCCUGGACCUUUACACCCGGCAUACGUUCAAGGCCCGAAUUGAAGGUCGAACUGAGGCGCCGGCUGAAGAUGAAUUGCGGACUGAAUCUUUUUACUCCAAGGCUGUGAACGACCUGCUGGACCUGUUAGCGGACACUUCCAGUGGCAGUGUAAUUCCUCCCGAGAGGGCUGCCGCAAUUUCUCGUCACGAGGUGGCUUUCCUCUUCAUUUUUGAUGGAUGCUGUGACUUUGCCAGAGGCUUGCGGUCUUCUGACAGACCACUACAUCUCGGAACCCGCGAGACAACGAGACAUGGCAGCAAUGCCACAAUGGACCUGACCCGCCGCGUCAGUGCUGUGAUGGCUCGCUUCCAGCCUCAAACAACAAUGGGCGGCCAAGCACGCCCAACGCCAGACCUCGGCCAUUCUGGAGAAUCAUCUGCAGAGACGUUCAUCGCAUUAUCCGCAAAGGAUAUACUGACGACGCUGAACGCUCUCUUCCCACAGCAGAGACCGGCUUCCAUGCUUUCGGACUUUGACAGCUCCAAUUCCAAUUCUGGUUUACGGUCCUCCGCCUCUUCCGUCUCUGGAUUCUCACUCUUCAGCCAUGCGAGAACACCGGAUGUCUACUCUCCAAUUUCUGGUCUGUGGUCUUCGGAAUCUCAACCUGCAAUGGCACUACCACCGGAGAUAGCAAAUGUGGAGACAUUGUCGGGCCAGGAUAGUCUGCAUAUCCAGGAAGCUCGUCUAGAGUUGGAAGACCUGCUUGCGAAUAGCGAUCCUGCAUCCUGGGGUAUCUUGGUGAUAGCGCCAGGCUCGAACCAUUUCCAGACUUUGCGUGAGAUAUUUUCGCAGAACUUCAGCGUGCCUGAGCCUCGUGGACAUGGAUCUUUCACGGAACUCAUCCAGGAACAAACGAGGCUUAAGAAGAACAUUAAGAAGCUGUUGAACGGCUCCGAUACAGGUAUAUCGGCCGCAUUUGGUAACAUUGGCGAGCUUCUCUCCACUGUACGCACGCAGCUCGAGAGCAUGCUUGAACGCCAGAUUCAGGCUUUCGAAGCUCAAUCAGACUUUGUCGGCGCCCAUGCGAGCUUCCAACAGCUGCAGGACUUCCGACAACUUACUUCGUCGUCCCGGGAUUCUCUACGUGACGUCCUCGUGCGCAUCGAGAGCACAGCACGUCAGUCCGCGACCCAAUCAGAAAUCGCCGAAAAUCGAUGCGAGAAAUGGACUCGCCUGCUCAAGCCCAUGACCGACCUUCAAACAUUCCACCUCGAACCGCUCACAAGAGCCACCACCUCACUGCGCGACAAAAUGUGUCACACGUCUCAUGUCCGCCCCUCAGCCGCCUACGACUCCGCCCGCUCAAUUGCCUGCGCCCUCCGCAUAAUGGGAAAGUCCAGGAAAACAUCGUCUCCCAGUGCGAGAACCCGUCUCGGCCCUCCUCUCCGCCAUUGGCCCACAUCCAAGACGACGACGAACAACUUGCACCUCAAAUCCGAAGCUCAAGUCCUAGAGCUGUUGAGUGCGAAGGUCGAGCAUUGUGGACCGAAUAAGCUGAGCGAUGAGCAGAGUCGCUUGACGGAGACGUGGUUAGAGAAGAUGGGUAUUGAUAACCUUUGCUGGGGAGAGGAGAGAAUACAUCGGCUGUGCAUGGAGGUGAGGAAACUUGUGGACGGAGUUCUCAAUGCUUCGCCGGAGCAUUCGAUGAUAAGUUCGAACCCGUUGUUUGCGAGAGAUGAAGAGUUGAUGAGGGAGGUGACUCGCGCAUCGACCGCUUCUACAGCGCCGAAGCAUGGGCAACUGUCCAGCCUGUACGCCGGGAAUCGACAAUCGGGCAUGUUGACGCUGCAGACACAGUUGAGAGGCGCUGAGUGUCCUUCAAGCAGAUCGCAAGCGCUGUCCAACACCAGCUCGAGGGACUACCUGGAUGCGAAGAGCCCGACAUUGACGAACAAAUCCUCCAUCCCGUUCUGGUCGCCGGCUAUGACGGAGGUGUCUUCUCCCGGCAGUGCGACAAGCGUUGGAUCUGCUCGGACGGAAGCAGCGCUGGAGUACUCCUCACUCAAGCAAGGACCUGGUGGUGUACAGAGCGCUCCUCCGUCGGCGUUGGAGAAGCUGCGGAACAGAUUGACGGCGCUGGUGCUGAGCGAUCUUACCGCGAACCUGUUCACGGAAGGUAGCGAGACCGAUACCGCCUUGUGGACUGGCCUGGGCUGGACGCUGGUCGGGCCAUAUUUCAACACCAUUCAUAUUUCCGAGCAACCUCAGCAAGAACAGGCGCAGAGUCCACAUGGUCCUACAGCGACUCCUCCCUUCGACUUCCUCGCUGCCUUCAGCCGCCUUCUCCAAAAGUUCUCCGCCUCCUCGAACCCCAGCACUAAACUCACCUGCCUGCACGACAUCGACCGCCUCCUCACACCCUAUAUGCUCACUCUCAACCCCACUAUCUCCACAUCACCAGGCUCCGACCUCUCCGUGACCGCCUUCCGCCAUCUCUUCACCCAUCCAACCCUCUUCCCAUCCGGUCCACGCACCAUUUUCCGCGACCUGCAAUACAUCGCCUCCAUGCUCCCCACCUCCAUCAUCCACCCAACAACUCCACCCGGCCAAUCCUUCACCCACGCCACCCUCGCCCUCUUGAGCCUCAAAUCCUCCGCCCGCACCCUCUUCGUCGAAACCGCCGACGCCAUAAUCGCCUACCACUCCAACAACCGUCCCGGCUCCUCCGCAGCCCCUCACCCUCCUUCACCCGCCCAAGCCCACCGCGACGAGAUGUUCUCCUCCCCCUCCACAUCCACCACCUCCCUCCCCGGCGGCGUCGCGCAAUACUCCCUUUCCGACGCCUCCCACCUCCUUUCCAUCGCCGCCCGCGAAGGUGACCCCGUCGCACAACGCGAAUUGGCGACGCUGUAUCUCACGCACCCCGCGACGACACCGUUGAUAUUAGCGCCGUUCGCACGGACUGGAGAGGUUUUCAAGGAGGAAAUUGAGAGUAAAUGGAGGAGUGGUGGGAGGGGGAAGGGCAAUGAUCGGGAGAAGUGCGAUCCGGGGGUUAUGUGUGUGGCGUACUUUUGGAUGGGGAGGAGUGCGAGGGGGGGAGAUGGGGUUGCGAAACGGGUGUUGGAGCAGGGGAGUGAGAUGGGGGGGUUGGGUGGGUAG